Perca flavescens (yellow perch) is the source of this 3952-nucleotide messenger RNA. RefSeq names its product ubiquitin associated and SH3 domain containing Bb (gene ubash3bb). The record is from RefSeq and is a predicted model, not a curated record. The transcript is spliced from 14 exons. The coding region runs from base 100 to 2031 and encodes 643 amino acids. Lineage: Eukaryota; Metazoa; Chordata; Actinopteri; Perciformes; Percidae. Gene Ontology annotation, molecular function: protein binding.
UCUCCACUCAUGCGGACCCGGCCGAAGCUCAUGGACUAGCUGGAGGUCUGGUGGUGGAGCUGUAUCGGGCUUGUAACGGACAGGCUGACCCAGUGGACAAUGGCUGCCAAAGAGGACCUCUACAGUAAAAUCCUCCCUCGGAGGCUCCGGCAGAAUCGGUCGGGUUCAGUGAAAUGUGGCUCCAACCUGGACGUGCUGUUAUCCAUGGGCUUCCCCAGACCAAGGGCACUGAAAGCUCUGGUAUCAACAGGAGGUCGGAGUGUGCAAGCAGCAUGUGACUGGCUGUUCUCCCAUGUGGAUGACCCGUUCCUGGACGACCCUCUGCCCAGGGAAUUUGUCCUGUACCUGCGACCCAGCGGACCACUACAGAACCAGCUCUCACACUUCUGGCAACAGAGCCGGGUCACCUGUGGAAAAAACAAAGCCCACAACAUUUUCCCCCACAUCACCCUCUGCCAGUUCUUCAUGUGUGCAGACCACCAAGUAGAAGCUCUAUGUGAGGCCCUCCAGGCCUCCGUCCAGCAGUGGCGGGGUCGAUUUCCCAGCCCGUUGCCGCUAGAGCUUUACACUUCCUCCAACUUCAUUGGUCUUUUUGUGGAGGAGCAGGUGGCCGACAUCCUCAGGCAGUUUGCAACCGACUUCGCCACAGAGGCUGCCAGGACGGCAGAGGUCCAUGUGGAGCCUCAUAAGAAGCAGCUCCACGUAACUCUGGCCUACAACUUCCCCACCAAUCACCUCCCAUCACUGGAGAAACUGGCCAAGGGCAUCGAAGUCAAGUUAGGCUGUGAUUGGCUAGCAGUCCUGUUCUCCCGGGACAUUCGUUUUGCAAACCAUGAGACCCUGCGGGUGAUGUACCCCUACUUGCCUCAGAACGAGGAUGAGCUGGAGCUGGUUCCUGGCGAUUUUGUCUUCAUGUCUCCAGUGGAUCAGGGCAGUACCAGUGAGGGCUGGGUGUACGGGACCUCGCUGGCCUCUGGGCUGUCUGGCCUGCUGCCUGAGAACUAUGUCAGCCUGGCCGAUGAGUCCGACACCUGGGUCUUCCAUGGCUCCCAUUCAUUCUUCAGCUGUGGGCCCAGCGACAAAACCAGCAAGGAGAGAGGGAUGUUUGAUGCGCUGCUGGACAGCCGACGCACUGACAACACCAGUCCUGGAGACACACCUUCCCUCAGUCUCAUUUGUCAUCCAAUGCAGCAGGUCCUGCGGAUUAGUGGUAGUCACUCUAGGCAGCCCAAGCGGACACUUUUUGUCUGUCGGCACGGUGAGAGGAUGGAUGUGGUCUUUGGCAAACACUGGCUCUCCCUCUGCUCCGACACUAAAGGUAGAUAUGUACGUUCCAAUCUGAACAUGCCUCCCAGUUUGCCGCUGUGGGGAGGACAGAGAGAUUACGACAUGGACGCUCCCAUCACUGUGUUUGGAUCCACACAGGCUCGAAUAGUGGGUGAGGCCCUAUUAGAGAGUAACACAGUGAUAGACUUUGUGUACUGCUCUCCCUCUCUGCGAUGUGUUCAGACUGCACAGAACAUCCUGAAAGGUCUGCAACAGGACGGUAAGCUGAAGGUGCGAGUGGAACCGGGGCUUUUUGAAUGGACCAAGUGGGUUUCUGGGAACUCCCUGCCUGCAUGGAUACCUCCCACUGACCUGGCUGCGGCCCACUUCAGUGUGGACACAACAUACAGACCUCUGAUGCCAGUCAGCAAGCUCACUGUGUCUGAAUCCUAUGAGAACUACAUGAGCCGGAGUUACCAAGUGACCAAAGAUAUCCUGUCAGACUGCAAAAACACUGGAAACAACGUGCUGAUUGUUGCCCACGCUUCUUCCUUAGAGGCUUGCACACGCCAGCUGCAGGGCCGCGGCCCACAAAGCGCCAAGGACUUCAUCCAAGUAGUCCGAAAGAUCCCCUACCUGGGCUUCUGCUCGUGUGAGGAGCAGGGAGACACGGGGGUUUGGCAGUUAGUGGACCCUCCCAUCCUCCCCCUCACACAUGGACCAAACCACUCCUUUGACUGGCGGGAGACACUUCUGCAAGAAUGACAUCUGAUCUGAUCUCUGUCCAACCUGUUGAUACUGUGCUCCCUCCCACUGACUGCUGUAACACGUUUCAGACCAGUGCCCCCAAAAUACUGGAACCUUUCUCUUUUCAGCUUCUUUACACAGCUGGUGGCUUAGCAGUGACGGCCUGAAGAAGCUUCCUGCCUGAACAUGAGGAGCCCACAGUCCCAGCCGGGGAAUGGUUGGUGAACUGACUGACUCUGAGGCUGUUUUCAACAAUAAUUGUCCAAUCUCAAAUGUCUUUGCAUUGUUAUGUUGAUUGAGGGAGACGUUAGUUUGGGCACUGUGGGUGUUAGCUGCACUGUGUGGGAGAGCUCUCACUGACUGAAAUCCAGCUGGACUAUGUGUAGACAUUGUCAUCUCAGUCUCAAAAAAUUUUGUGAAAUUAGCACAUUUUAUAACAUAUAACAGUGUGCUUUUUGUGUGACUAGUAGGAAAAAUAAUUUCUUACCAACAGGAAUGUUGAACAUUAAGAAACAGAACUAUUGGUAGAAAAGUGACACUGAAGUAAUGCCAUAAAAAGCAAAAGCGCAGAAGUCGAGAUUUUAGCUAUCUGUAUUUUCAGCUAGGAUGACUCAGGUUUUAUAUUUAACUCGUCAGUUAAGUUAAUUUUCAAUGAAAAAUGUCAGCUAACGUCUGCCAAAAAGUUUUAGUUCCCUAAAUAGGAACUUUAUAACUCUAAACUCUAAUUGGUUUACUUGCCUAAAUGUAGCUAGCUAAUGUUAAACAUAAGCUGUGUCCGACCACACUCAGCAGGUCAUUGUUUUAAUAUGUUAACAUUAGCCGCUUUCCGACCAAGUAGCAAUUGUCAAUUCAGGCAUCAAUUUCCGCAAGACUGCCUAUAUUCGAAAUCUAAACAGUUCAUUUCUCGCCUAAAACGUUGUCAGAAGUGAAUUUAGUGAUGAAUAAGAUGGCGAAAACUGUUAAAAUUGUCCCGUUGUUGGUCUGUCUGUACCGGAAACCCGACCCUCUUUGACCAAGGUCCCUAUGCUGAAAAGGGAAAAGUGGAAAGCAUUUUUGAUUUGGGUAAGAUCAUGGCAGUUUUUAUUAGCCAAAGUUAUAUGAAGAAUCGAUUAGAGUACUGUAGGGUUGACACAUUUUUUUUGAAGCCAACUGGCAAGUAGGCCUAAGCAUCACCCUGGUUUGCAUGACUGCAACGUCACCACCGCGAGCUUCAAACUGAUUUUGCGUGUUCGGUGUGAUGACGUUGACCAACCUCUGUAGUUUUAUUUAGCCAAUUGUUAGCAACCGCUUUUGAGUGUGGUAUUUACCGACGUGUUUUAUGUCGUAGGACAAUUCUCAUAACCACAGACCUUAUUUCAGGCAUCUAACCAAAAAAACCAUUCUAAAAACCUAUUGACUUUGAGACAAGGGAACCGGAAGUGCAACAAUGCUAACUCAUUUCAAGGUUUUAGGACUCAUUUCUGUAAUAUAACAAAGUUGUCUCAGCAUGUGUUUUUUGGGGGUGUAAUGCACAUUACAGCCUUAAGGGGCUGCUAGAGUGGCCAUAGACUUUUAGUUGCGUUAAAAACUGGCAGUUGUAGGUUGACUUUUAGGCCAAUCAUAACUUAUAGUUUGCAUAAUAUGUGUCCACUAUAUCUGAUUUGCAUUUGAGUUUGUGCUUAGUUCACAAAAUUGAAUGAGACUGUUGAGAAUUUGUAAAGAAAGAGUGUCAUUUCAUAACAGCACUGCUCUCCUACACAGACCCCAGCAGCAUUUCACCAUAUAUUUGCCCUGCUUGCCCUACUUCAGUGGCUGAGGGAAAACAUAUCAGUGCUGGCUUCAAGGCUUCAUCAGGGACUUUUCCUGAUGCUACCCACAUGUUGUCUCUAUGUUGGUAGCACAUCCAGUACAGCAGUGUCUUCUGCUAUUCAUGUAGUGUAUGUAAAAAAAAAAAAAAAAA